This is a messenger RNA of Xenia sp. Carnegie-2017, 1014 nucleotides long. RefSeq lists its product as uncharacterized. The record is from RefSeq and is a predicted model, not a curated record. The coding region runs from base 1 to 1014 and encodes 337 amino acids. The transcript is spliced from 3 exons. NCBI's taxonomy places the organism in Eukaryota, Metazoa, Cnidaria, Anthozoa, Malacalcyonacea, Xeniidae.
AUGUCAACAAGAAGCAACUUCAACUUGAAAGGCAAAAGGAAUGGCUUCGACGAAUUGGCAGAAGAUCUUACGCCAGAAAAGUUUGCGAAUGCUGUGUGUGUAGCGACCACUUCAUAUCAGAAUGAAUUAAUUCCUACAGGCAAACCAGCAGACCUACAAAAGAAAGAUGACCCAGACUGGGCACCAAGUCAAAAUCUUGGCCACAACAAUGCGAAAAAGAUAAACACAGAACGAUCGUCUCGCUACCAAGGGAUAAUUGAAAAGAAGAGAAGAUGUGAAACUGCUAAUGUCCUUACAGCAAUGUCAAGCGAGCAGCCCAAUGAGGUUGUUGAUAAAAUGGACACCUCUGAACCAAAGACAAAUGAAAUGUCAGCACAGACUGAUAAAACUGUCAAUGAGCUGAGGUUAUUUGAAGAUGAGGUGGAUUUUCUAAGGAAGGAAAAUUCUGAUUUAAAGAAAAAAUUAUUGCAAAAGGAACUAAAUGAGGAUGCAUUUAAAGAUGAUGAUGAAAAGAACUUUGUGUCUGGCUUCUUGUCACAAUCAUCCAGGUGUAUGCUUAGCCCUUUCCAGAGACUCAUUCUUACAUUAAUGAGAAUGAGACUCAACCUUUCUGGUAAAGACUUAGCCAAUAGGUUUGAUGGAAUUCAUGAAGCAACUGUUUCCAGAGUUUUUAUUCAAAUGAUGGAUAUUCUACAUAGCAGGCUUUGUCCACUUAUCCAUUGGCCUGAACGAGAAGUCUUAUUAAAAACAAUGCCCAUGGAUUUUCGCAAGAACUGCCCAGCAUGUGCUGUGAUAAUUAAUUGUUUUGAGAUUUUCAUCGACCGUGCAUCUAAUCCUUUAGCCAGGGCACAAACAUACUCAUCAUACAAACACCAUAACACUGCCAAGUAUUUGAUAGGAAUUACUCCCCAAGGUAGUGUAAGCUUCAUAUCUGAUGGAUGGGGUGGUCGUGUCAGUGACAAACACUUAACAGAAGAAUGUGGUCUUCUAGAAAAGCUUACCCCAGGGAUGUAA